This is a messenger RNA of Ophidiomyces ophidiicola, 1884 nucleotides long. RefSeq lists its product as uncharacterized. The record is from RefSeq and is a predicted model, not a curated record. The transcript has 2 exons. NCBI's taxonomy places the organism in Eukaryota, Fungi, Ascomycota, Eurotiomycetes, Onygenales, Onygenaceae. Gene Ontology annotation, cellular component: nucleus. Bases 1 to 1884 code for a protein of 627 amino acids. Gene Ontology annotation, biological process: positive regulation of transcription by RNA polymerase II.
AUGCCCCCCGUUCAUCGCUCCCCACGGCUAACCUCGCUCUCGCGCCCACAGGAACACGUCUGCGAGCGCCAUGUCGGCCGCAAGAGCACCAACAACCUCAACCUGACCUGCUCCUGGGGCAACUGUCGCACCACCACCGUCAAACGCGACCACAUCACCUCGCACAUCCGCGUCCACGUCCCCCUGAAACCGCACAAAUGCGACUUCUGCGGCAAGGCCUUCAAGCGGCCCCAGGACCUCAAGAAGCACGUCAAGACCCAUGCCGACGACUCCGUCCUCGUGCGAUCGCCCGAGCCCGGCCACGGCGCCCGGCCCCCCAACGGCAUGUUCGGCGUCACCAUGGGCCCGGAUGGGAAAACCGGCCACUACUUCGAGAGCGCCCUGGGCCACGUCCCCGGCGCCCCCUACGGCCACCCCCAUGCGCCCUUCUACCACCCGCAGCAGCAGCACCCGCAGCACCCGCAGCAUCCCCAACAUCCCGCGAACCCGUCGUACGGGAACGUCUAUUAUGCCGUGGGCAGCGAUGCCACCCACCAGGCUUCGUAUGAAUCGAAGAAACGGGGAUACGAUGCCCUCAAUGAGUUUUUCGGUGAUUUAAAACGACGUCAGUUCGACCCUACCUCCUAUGCCGCGAUAGGCCAACGCCUCUUGAAUUUGCACGGAUUGCCUCUCCCCUUGGUUCACGCUGCCGCAGUGCCUGAAUACCAGCCAAUGCCUGCGAUGGUCGCUGUUGGUGGUCAUGGAGGUUAUCAUGCUGGCCCAAUCCCUGCCCAGUCCUACCACUUGCCUCCGAUGGGGAAUCUUCGCACCAAGACUGACUUGAUGAAUAUUGAUCAGUUCCUGGAGCAAAUGCAAACCACCGUUUAUGAGAGCGAUGAAAAUGUCGCCGCCGCUGGCGUCGCUCAGCCCGGCGCACAUUUCGUCCACGGGGCCUUGAGUUAUCGCACUACCAACUCCCCCCCCACGGCCUCGCAUCUGCCCUCCAGCCAUGCCAAUGCUCCAGCUGCUGCUGCUGCUGCUACCCCUCAAGUCCUGCCCGCCUCUGCCAGAUCCCCGCACAGUGUGACUCCCUCCUUGACCCCUCCCUCCAGUGCCCAGUCGUACACUUCUGGUCGUUCGCCCGUCUCCCUGGCCUCGACUCACCACAUCCCGCCGUCCUCGCACGCCGCCUCGCUCCCGCAGUCCAGCGCCAGCAUGUAUCCCACCCUGCCGACGUCCUCCGCCCAAGAAUCCGCCGCCGCCGGCUAUCCUAAUGUCUCGGGCACCGCGCCGCCCUCCACGCUCAGCAGCAUGUUCGACAACGACGACCGUCGCCGGUACACCGGCGGCAUGCUGCAGCGCUCGCGCAUGGACUACACCGACGCCAUGGACAUGUCGACGAACGGCAGCAACAGCCCCAACUCGACUGUGAGCCAUCAUGACAAAGUCUCUGACAGUAUGAUCGACCCGUUCCUCCGUCGUGCGUCCAGCGAUCGCCGCUCGUCCACCCCCACUGCCCGACGCAGCAGCGGCUCGGGCAGCAGCCCAGACUCCAGCGAUACUCCUCGCAACAACACCACUACCUCCCGUUCCGCGGAGGACAUGUGGGUGGAGAACGUGCGUCUGCUGCAGCGUCUGCGCGACUACAUCCGCGAUCGCCUCUACCAGGGCGAUUUCGAGCAGGAAAAUCGGCGGUCUCCCAGCUAUUCUCAGGACGGAGGGUUAAGUGCGGGCGAGAUGCAAGGCAUGCAGGCGGUAGCGGCGGCGACGGCGGCGGAUGAUGAUCGGGACGAGGCACGCAGGAACGAGGGGAGUGGUGGCGAGCUGAAGACGGAGAGCUUGUACCCGGUGCUGAAACUGGACGGUGAUGACGACGGUGAUGCGAAGAUGAAAAUGGAUGAAUGA